GGUUCCGGAAGGUCUGGAGCCUCAGCGCAGCGCCUCGUCGCUCGCCUCCGACUCCGUCCUCUCGUCCGCUGCCGCCGCCGCCGCCGCCCGCCGGCACACUUGGGUGUUUGCGUAUUUGCUUCUCCGGUGCGCUGGGUGGGUAGUCGGGAGUCGGAGAAAAUGUCUUAUUCUCCCGAUGAUCAUGGUGACGCUCUUCCAGUUCCACCGAAAAGAGCGAAGACGAUUAGAUAUGAGACUAUGCAAUACCUGGUAUUUGUCAAGACGGUGCUCCCUGACAACGUGUACAGCGACUUCCUCCGGUGUAUGAUCAAGUUUAGGAGACAAAAGAACAUCUCGAUUGAAAAGUGCAAACAAAUGGUUCUGAGGAUACUUGAUGGCCAUCCUCGAGUAAUAGAGGCUUUUCAGCUCUUUCUCCAGAAAGGAAUUAGCCCUUACCAGACCGAGUUGCUUUCAGUGAUCGCACGAGAAUGGCUUAUGAAAGUGAAGGUAUGUGGUAUCAGCAUUGAAGAUUACCAUGCUGUACUGGACAUUAUGGUUAAUUUUAACAAGAUUGAUACAGUGGUCACGGAAGAUAUUAUAGACGAGGUGAAAAGAAUCGUAGGUAACCAUCCCAAGAUCCUAGAAGAGUUCAAUUUUUUUCUGCCUUAUCACCUAUGGGCUCCUGUGCCAAAGGAGCAAUCUUGCAGAAGUCCAAACAAUAGUCGAGAGAGCAAGAUGGUUCUGAUUAUUACUCCAGAUACUACUAAUAAAUUGGAUGGUAUCCCAGUAAAAGCAACCGAUGGCAGAAAAGAAGUGCCACAAUGGAAGUAUACUCAAGACCAAAACCAAACCCAUGAAGGCACAGAUUAUAGUUUGAGGCACAGACAAAAUAAAAGAAGCACUGGACUGAUUGAAAAUCCUACAAAGAAAGGUGGUAAUGAAUCACCUGAUGUAGCAGAUGAUGAGGAACACAAGGCUGAACCUUUUCUUCAGUGGAGUCCCUCGCGAGAAAACGAAUUACCCCCAAAAGUGGAUCUCAGUAACUGCAAGCAUUGCACCCCUAGCUAUUGCCUGCUACCAAAGAAUUGCACGACUCUCCAAUCAAGCUACCAAAUUGAACCGGAAAGGUCUAUUUUUAAUGAUUCUUUGGUUUCUGUUACAUCUGGAACUGAGGGUGGCUUUAAGUGCAGAACUAAAAAUCAAUAUGAAGAAAACAUGUUUAACUGUGAGGAUGACUUGUUUGAGAGUGACAUGCUAUUGCAGAGGUUUAGAGCAACUAUUGACUUUAUUAAGGAUCUUCAACAUCGUGUUGACAGCAAUGUGAAAAUUCAGGAACACCUAACCCCUCUACAUAAGAGGUGCAUUGAACAGCUAUAUGAUGAUUCUGGCAUUGACAUGCUUGAUGCUUUGUCAGAAUCUGAGAACACAAGUUCCGCUCUUGCUGUUAUACUUUCUCGUCUAAAUCAGAAAAAAAGAGAUUUCUCUGAGGCACGAUUAUCUUUGGACAAAAUGUGCUCAGAUACUAUUGCCAAUAAUUACUACAGGUCUCUUGAUCAUCGUAGUAACUCCUUCAAACAACUGGACAUGAAAAGGAUGAACCCAAAAGCUUUGCUGGCAGAAGACAAACAAAUCAGUAAGAUGAAAUCUUAUACUGAUAUGAACAUAUACGAGGACAUAGGCAAUAUCAUUAACUAUGCAUAUGGUAGAAGUUGCACUACCGAAGAUAAGCCAAUGAUGAAUUGGACAGAGUUAGUAAAAGAAUUUCUUUCUAUGAAGUUUCAAUGGCCCGAUUUGGAGGAUACAGUAGCUCUCAAAAAAGUUUGUGAACAUUGUGGAAUGAGCAAAGAUUUUCUCAAUAAUAUUCCCGUUGCUGUUCUUGCUAAUGAGAUUUUUUUAUCUUCAAAGAGAGUUGAAAGUCCAAGAGCCAAGUCCAAUGAGUCUAGUUCUUUACUUGACCGUUUUGAUGCCGAGGUUGAGGAGGGUGAGUUCAUACCAGAUGUAGAAAACAUCCGGUUACGUUUUCAACGUUUGCCAACCAAUAAUUCCGGUCAGAGUACCUAUGGGCAUUGGAAUAGAUCUGAAGAACAGUAUGAAUCAAGACAAGACUCCGACAAUAAGGUUGAUAGUUCAGCAUAUUUCGGAAGAACAGCUAGAGCCUGUCAUGUAAAUAGAAGCAUAUCUUGUUGCACUCUGGCUGUGCUCAGCAAGCUUCUCCAGGUUAUGUAUGAGAGGCUGCUAAUUGCUAAGGAUCUCUCAAAAGGAGCAAGCACCCGUGAUUCAUAUGCAGAAUUUAAGGAGGAACUCUGCAACCUGAUUGAUGGGUCUACUGACAAUUGGAGCUUUGAGCAGCACUGCUUGAAAUUUCUUGGGCCCAACUCCUACGUACUAUUUACUCUGGAUACGCUUAUAUAUCGUGUUAUCAAGCAGAUUUGCAAGAUUUAUCCAAGCCGUGAAGACAGCUCAGUCCUUGAGCAGCAAGACAGAUCAAGAAGAACAAUCUUUUUGAAAGACCCAGCUUUGCUGGCAAGAAAAACAGACCUGUCCAAAGAAAUGUUGCAUCAUCAAAACGCAAGAGACCCAUCAAUUGAGUUGUUGAAGCAAGAUCGAGAGGAAGCAAAAGGUUGCGAGCCCCAUGGUGAUGCUGGGAAAAAAAAUCAGAACCAUUUCCAGAGAAGGAGAAAACGCAGUUUGGAGAACGGUACACCGAGUUUUUCUCAGACUGGCUCGGAGAAUCAAUCUCCUACGAGCUAUGUAUAAGUGGGCUAAAUACCGAGGUGGAGGAGAGAUACGAGAAGUGAGAGAAGAAGCGCGUUAGCUCUGGCACAAGAACUAAGAAAUUUUAUAAGAGAUUGUGAGAGAGACAAGUAGACUUUGUAUAUCAAUUAUAGUCAACUUCUAUAUGGAUAGGAUUAGAUAAGGCUAUCAAGAUUCUUAUAGUCAACUUGUUGAGUGUAUUGUUAGUCUUGUUCUAACUGAACAUUGAGAGCCUCUAUAUUAUUUAGUGCAUGUGGCAUGAUGUAACGUGACACAUAAAUUAUCGCAGGAAAGGAAAAGGCUGCUGCAUGUA
This is a messenger RNA of Oryza brachyantha (malo sina), 3046 nucleotides long. RefSeq names its product paired amphipathic helix protein Sin3-like 5. Gene Ontology annotation, cellular component: chromatin; histone deacetylase complex. The transcript is spliced from 17 exons. The coding region runs from base 160 to 2736 and encodes 858 amino acids. The record is from RefSeq and is a predicted model, not a curated record. Gene Ontology annotation, molecular function: transcription corepressor activity. NCBI's taxonomy places the organism in Eukaryota, Viridiplantae, Streptophyta, Magnoliopsida, Poales, Poaceae. Gene Ontology annotation, biological process: negative regulation of transcription by RNA polymerase II.